Oryzias melastigma (Indian medaka) is the source of this 4996-nucleotide messenger RNA. It is a transcript of the gene ube4a, whose product is annotated as ubiquitination factor E4A (UFD2 homolog, yeast). The record is from RefSeq and is a predicted model, not a curated record. Gene Ontology annotation, molecular function: ubiquitin-ubiquitin ligase activity. The coding region runs from base 162 to 3392 and encodes 1076 amino acids. NCBI's taxonomy places the organism in Eukaryota, Metazoa, Chordata, Actinopteri, Beloniformes, Adrianichthyidae. Gene Ontology annotation, biological process: protein polyubiquitination. Gene Ontology annotation, cellular component: ubiquitin ligase complex; nucleus; cytoplasm. The transcript has 20 exons.
UGAAGCACUUCACGUUUCGAAAGAGCAGGAGUGUCGUCUCACACUGAUGACGUGUACAUUCUGUGUUUACUGCUCGUUGCGGAUAAAAAUCGGCUAAACCUAGCUUCUUAUCGUCUAACAGGCAGGGAUCUUGCAUGGAGUGAGUGUUGUGCCCCAGUGAGAUGACAGACCAGGGCAACAACAAUCAGAACAUCUCCUGCAACCCCUUUGCUGCCCUCUUCAGCUCACUCGCAGAUGCCAAACAGUUUGCAUCUGGACAGAAACCGCAGCAGCAAUCUGCUCAGCAACCUUUGGAGGACUCUGGAGACAGCCAGUCGGAGUCAGAAAACUCUGUGUCAGACAGCGUCGAUGACAAUGACGACUCCGUUGCAGAGAUCAGCCGCUCAUUCCGGUCCCGGCAGGAGCUGUGCGAACAACUCAAUGUCAAUCACAUGAUCCAGAGGAUAUUUCUGAUCACUCUGGACAACAGUGAUCCCAGUCUGAGAGGAGGUAACGGGAUCCCUCCACGAUGCGUUUACUUGGAGGAGAUGGCAGCAGAUCUGGACGGGCAGGACUGGCUGGACAUGGACAACAUAGAGCAGGCUCUGUUUAACCGCCUUCUGCUGCUGGAGCCAGGAAAUCAUCUCAUUUACAUGACGUCAUGCAGCGCGGUGAACCUGUCAGCCGACCGGGAUGCUGGGGAGAAAUGUGCUGUCCCUUAUCUGUUUGCUUGUUACCAGAGGGCUAAGGAAGAGGUGAAGAAGGUGCCUGAGAAGUUACACUCGUUUGCUGAUCGCUGCAAAACCCUCACGGUUUCAAACACGCGGACGGUUCUGCUCACUCCGGAGAUCUACGUUAACCAGAAUGUUUAUGAGCAGCUUCUGGACCUCCUGCUGGAGGGCAUACGGGGAGCACAGCCAGAGGAGGUGGUUGAGUUUGUAGAAGAGGUCAUUAGUGGCCUGCUUUCCGACCAGGAGGUGCGAUCCUUUCACGAGGUGCUAGUUCCAGUUCUAGAUAUCUUCCAGGGCCGCGUCAAAGACCUGGACCUUUGUCAGCCUCUCCUCUACUCCUACCUAGAUGUUCUCCUGUAUUUCAGCCACCAUAAAGAUAUAUCUAAGGUGUUGGUGGAACACAUCCAACCAAAAGACCCGUCUAAUGGUUUGCAGUAUCAGAAGAGCCUAAUUGGGACAUUAUUGAGUAUAUCGUGCUUACUAAAAACCCCCGGUGUAGUAGAAGGACACGGCUACUUCCUGAACCCCUCACGCUCCAGCGCCCAGGAGACAAAAGUUCAGGAGGCAAACAUCCAUCAAUUUAUGGGUCAGUUUCAUGACAAGCUGCACCAGGUCUUCAAAAACCUGCUCCAGCGUUCGGUUGAGACCCGCCACCUCCUGCUCACGUGGCUGGGAAACUGCUUGCAGGCCAACGCCGGGCGCGCCAAGAUCUGGGCCAAUCAGAUGCCAGAGAUAUUCUUUCAAAUGUACGCUUCCGAUGCGUUUUUCCUGAACCUGGGCGCCGUUCUGCUCAAGCUGUGCCAGCCGUUCUGCAAGCCGCGCUCACCCAAGCUGCUCACCUUCAACCCCACCUACUGUGCGUUCAAAGACCUGAGCGAAGAGGAGAGACGCAACCGUAGCAUCCACGCUAGAGGUCUUGACAAAGAGACCUGCCUGAUCCCCGUGCCGCCCCAGCAGCAGGUAGAGCCUGCACAGUCCUACAGCCUGCUGACCGAAAACCUCAUUUUCACACAGCUCACCAUGUACCUGGGCUUCCACAGACUCCAUGAUCAGAUGGUCAAGAUGAACCAGUCUCUUCACCGGGUUCAGGUGACGUGCCAGGAAGCCCAGCGGACCGGCAACCCGAUGACGGAGCAGCUCUUGGAGCAGUUCGAGCGCCUGAUGACUGUUUAUCUGUCAACCAAAGCUGCCACCACGCAGCCCGUGAUGCUGCAAUGCUGCCUUAACCUCCAAGCUUCCACUGCUGCGCUGCUCGUUCAGAUCAGUAUGGGAAACCAGGGGCCCGAUCAUGUAGCACUCUGCUUUCCCCUGCCCUCGCUGAGGAGUAACAUGCUCUGCUAUAUACCAGAGUUUUUUGCAGAAAACUUGGGAGACUUUUUCAUAUUUUUGCGUCGGUUCGCUGACGAUGUGUUGGAGACUUCUGCAGAGAGCUUGGAGCAAAUUCUUAACUUCAUUACAGUCUUCAUGGGUAAUGUGGAGAGGAUGAAGAACCCUCAUUUACGAGCAAAGCUGGCAGAAGUCCUGGAGGCGGUCAUGCCUCACAUGGAGCCUCUGGCUCCUGGUGCUGCUCAGCCCAUCGUGUUCCAAAGAGAGCGAGUCUUCUGCUCCUACAGACAUGCACCUCAGCUGGCUGAGGCCAUCAUCACUGUGUUUGUUGACAUUGAAUUCACAGGAGAUCCUCAUCAGUUUGAACAGAAGUUUAACUACCGAAGACCCAUGUAUCCCAUUCUGAAAUAUAUGUGGAGCAAAGAAAACUACAGAGAGAGCAUUAAGCAUUUAGCAAACUAUGCAUCAGAGAACCUGGAGGCCAUGAACCCUCCACUGUUUCUCAGGUUCCUCAACUUACUCAUGAAUGAUGCCAUCUUCCUAUUGGAUGAAGCUAUUCAGUACCUGAGUAAAAUCAAAAUUCUUCAGCUGGAGUGGGAUCGAGGGGAGUGGGAGGGCCUGCCCCCAGAUGCCCGAAGAGAGAAGGAGUCGAGCCUCCAGAUGUUUGGACAGCUGGGUCGCUUCCACAACAUCAUGUCUAAUGAGACCAUAGGGACGCUGGCCUUCCUCACCUCAGAGAUCCGGGGCAUCUUUGUGCACCCCUUCCUGGCUGAGAGGAUUAUCUCCAUGCUAAACUACUUCCUGCAACACCUGGUGGGUCCGAAGAUGGGCGCCCUUAAAGUCAAGGACUUCAGUGAAUUUGACUUCAAGCCACAGCAGCUGGUUUCAGACAUCUGCACCAUCUACCUGAACCUGGGAGAUGAGGAGAAUUUCUGCGCCACAGUUCCGAAGGAUGGAAGGUCGUAUUCUCCUACGCUCUUCUCCCAGACGCUCCGUGUGCUGAAGAAGAUCAACAAACCCGGAGACAUGAUUGUAGCAUUUGGUCUCCUUGCAGAUAAAAUAAAGUCGCAUGCAGACAGGCAGCAGCAGGAAGAGGAAACGUAUGCAGAUGCUCCAGAUGAGUUCCUGGACCCCAUCAUGUCCACCCUGAUGCUGGAUCCUGUUCUUCUCCCCUCCUCCAAUGUGACAGUGGACCGCUCCACUAUAGCUAGACAUCUUCUCAGUGAUCAGACUGAUCCUUUCAACCGCAGUCCUCUAACCAUGGACCAGAUCAGGCCAAACGAGGAACUUAAACAGCAAAUCUUACAGUGGUUAGAGAAACAUAAGCAGGAGAAGCAGCUGGGGCCCAGUGGCUAGUCCUGACCUCUCUUUGUGACUCUUAACAUGUCUUUGUUUUCCCUCCUGGCCCACAUGCUCUUCUGCUUUAUGGCAAUUUUUUUUUUUAAGAUUAUUUUUUUUUUCAGUCAGGCUAACAUUAGUUUAGCCUUUUCACCUUGCGCUCAUGCUCUCAGGAUCAUCUUAGCAUCAGCAGUCCAGGUAAGCUUCCGCUCAUCUGCUGGUUACAACCUCCAAAUCAAGUCUCAGUGACGGCAACACGGCUACGGUUCUCUGUCCUAAACGCCUGAUCAACUCCCAGAUUUUGUAACGCAAAGUAAGUAUUUUUAGAAGUCAGAAUAAGGACGCUGUUGUUAUUUCCACUUGUUUUUCAUCAUAUGCUGCUUUUCGCUGCAAAUGUAUGCACUCUUGGUCAUAUUUUAAAGCAGCAUGCUUCUUUUAAACGCUGAAUGAGCCCUUAACCAAAAUGAACUGGAACUAUAUGCUCUUUCAUUGUAAAUAUUCUACAUCAAACCGGAGCUCCUACCAUUAUUGUUCCGUCUAUUUUUAACGUGCAUACAAGGAGUUUGACAUAUGAACAACUACUGUACUUCAAGAGAUUGUUUAAACUAGAUUUUCAGUUGCUUACACAUGAAGUCAGAAGCGACAUCUGAAAACGGUUUUGUGACAGCGAUGCCCAGUGCAAACUUGGAACUGUUCUCCGAAGCUUAAAAUACAUGCAAACUGACAGUUUAAUGAUAGCUCCAGCAAACAUUAAAGUCUGAGCAUGAAAGUGACAAUUUUUGCUUAAGCACCAUCAAGAAUUUGACGUUUUGUAAGGUUGUUUCAGAGCUGCUAUCGGAGGCUUACACGAUCACUUGUGAGUUUGUGAUAGAGAAGAAGAAGAUGAAGUAAUAACAAAUACCAGUGACUCUGGGAAGAUGCUUUGAUCAAUGUGGUUUUCACUCUCAAAACACAUGGACAUUUUUCUUUGUCAUCCAUGUAUGGGGUAAAAAAAGCAGGUAGCCUAUAAAGUCACAGAUUUUGGGUUCUGACUGGUUUCAGAUUCUUGAUUUGUUUAAUUUCUUCCAUUGAAGGUCCUAUUUUAGGGUGUUGGAGAUGACCACAUUUCCUCAUAUUAAUAAAUAAAUGGUGCAAUCAUCUUUCAGCCCGUCGGUCAUCCUUUCUUCUUAAGUUUUGCGAGAUGGUGGCUGAUGUGUUCUAAUGAGGAAAAGGACGUCUUUAUGUGGGCAAACAUCUAAACAGUAGUAUCUGUGCCUAAAACCCAUAGCCUUCCUGUAAAAUCAGCAAAUAAAAACUUGAUUUGUUUCUUCUUAACUUUAUUUUUUGUUUCAUUGAAUAAAUGGAUCUAAUGAAGUAAUAGAAAUGCAUAUGUUGAUGAUGUUUUGUGAAGAAGUGUUUUGAAUUAAAGGGGUUUCAUAAGUGAGCUGUGAUGGGAUGUCUUCGGCAUGCUCUCAUUCUGUUGGGAAAAUAUAAAAUGUACUCUCUAAUGAUCACACUGUUCGAUUAAAAUCAUUUCCCUUUUUGACUUUUUUUCUUGUGAUUGUAUUAAGUUUACAUUUGAUGUACAGUGUAAUUAUGAAAUAAUCUCAUGUAUGUAAUUAAAGAUAUUUUGCUUUCUCUCA